ACGCCGGCCGGGGGUCGCCGCAUGCCCGAAGGAAGGCAGCCGGGCUGCAAGCGGCCGUCGCUCCUUCGCUGCCCGCCGCCGCCGGGAGCAGCUCGAGCAGGAGCCGCCGCUGCAGGAGGAGGAGGAGGAGGAGGCGGGGGUGGCCCGCUCCAACCGCCCCCCACCGGGAGGCUGCGCUGCAGAUGGCCAGCCCGGCUCCAGCUCCGGCAGAGAAGCCGUCGCCGCCGCCGCAGCCCGAGCCCGCCUUGGCCGAAGCCCGCCGCUGGAUCGAGCAGGUCACAGGGAAAACAUUCGGCGAUAAACAUUUUCGACUGGGAUUAGAAAACGGCACACUUCUGUGUGAGUUGUUGAAUUCCAUCUUCCCCGGAUUGGUCAAAAAGAUCAACAGAUCGCCCACGCCCGUCGCAGGUCUGGACAACAUUGCCUUCUUCUUACGAGGUUGCAGGGAAGUGGGACUGAAAGAAUCUCAGCUGUUUGAUCCGGGAGACCUGCAGGAGACUUGCACAAGCCGAACGACAAUCAGGAAUCCUGACGGUGGCAGAAAGCUGAAAAAUGUUUUAGCCACCGUCUAUUGGCUGGGGAAAACGGCAAACAACAGCACUUACUUCAAUGGGCCAGCACUGGACCUGAAAAAAUUUGAAGGAUUGUUAACCCAGAUGAGAAAGCAGGACACAGAAGACGUGGAGAGCCCGAAGCGCAGCAUCCGCGACAGCGGCUACAUCGAUUGCUGGGACUCUGAGCGCAGCGAUUCCCUUUCUCCCCCGCGUCACGGCCGGGAUGACUCCUUUGACAGCCUGGAUUCCUUCGGAUCCCGCUCACAGCAGACGCCGUCUCCAGAUGUGGUGCUGAGAGGGAACAGCGAUGGAAGAGGAAGUGAUUCGGAGUCUGACCUGUCCCAUCGAAAGCAUCCAGACGUGAAGAAGGAUGACAUGUCUGCCAGGCGGACGUCUUACAGCGAGCCCAAAUCAGUUGUGCCUUUUAACCAAUACCUUCCCAACAAAAACAACCAGACUGCCUAUAUUCCGGCUCCACUCAGGAAGAAGAAAGCCGAACGAGAUGACUUCCGGAAGAGUUGGAGCACCAUGUCAUCCCCACUAGGAGGAGAGAGACCGUUCAGCAAACGCCAUCCCGAAACCAUCCAAGAGGAACCGCUGCCGCCACUUGGAGGGGACUUCACGAGCAGCAGGAUGACCAGUGCAUCCCCCUCCGCGAAGCCCGUGCAGACGGACAUGGCUCCAAAGAACCUUUUGCCUCAGUUUCUUCCCCAUUCUGGUAACCAAACAGCAGGGCCCCAAAAUGAGAAAAAUGGCUCAGAGCAAAUCAGGAAGCUGAGGAAGUUGGAACAGGCUGGUAUUAAAAUUAGACCAGCAUCUCACCGCGAUGACGGCAGUCCGAAACCCCUGGGUCGAGUGAACGAGCUCACCCGGGACAUCGUCCUCCGCAGAGAAAAUCCUUUUACGUGGUGCUAUCAGCCGAAAGAGGCGGACUCCGAGGAGGAAGGAGGCGAUAGGAUUCCCGACCUAGAGAAAGACGACUUUGCUGUACGCCGAGCGAGGCUCCACCGCCACGAACGGGCCUUGCCCUUCGCUCAUUUCCUCCUUCCUCCUGACGCAGACCAAGAUCGGAAGGGAAGGGAAGCAAGGAAGAAAAAUCGGGAAGGUCCCAGUGGGAAAAAGGUAACCGUGACUUCGACCAAGUCAGAGAUCGUGGGGGAAGACAAACCGAUUUUGCCGUCUGAGGAAGAAGCCAGAACAAAAAUUCCUGAGACCCAGAGUCACGAGCUGGCUAAGAAACAAAUCCAGGCUAGUCCUUCUCACGCAGGCUUUCUAAGUGGCGCGAAAACAUCGAUCACCCCAAAAGAUAAAGAGAUCUGGGAUCGACUGAAAGUUUCAGGGGAGAUGAGAGAAAUAAUACUGUCCCAUUCAGAAGGGUGUAAUUCCUCAGUCCAGGAUGCUUGCGCGGAUGCCCAGAGGCAACAACCUAGCGGUCUGGAUGAAUGGCAUGAAAAUAGCGAAGAAGAAUCGGAUGAUCGCUUGCCAGACCUUGAAAGAGAUGAUAUGAUGGUUAGAAGAUUCGGGACUUUUCCGAAAUCGAUUAGUUCUCUUCUCCCAGCUAGCCAAGUAGCGAUUUGUAAUUCUCCAUCGAAGCGCCAAAGAAAAGUGGCUGGUCAGAGUGAGCCGAAACUUCGGCAAAAAGCAGAAAAAACAGAAAGGUUAUUAAAUGUCUCGUUGCUUUGCGUGACGCCACCUGGUCACGGAGCACCUUCAUUUAUAUCAAAAGAUCAAAAUGAGCAGAAAAGGGAUCCAGAGCGUGAGAAGGUGGGAUUUCAGAAUCCGGAGAAAGGUGAUGUUAUGGUGAGAAGAACGGAAGGUCUUUCAAAGCAGGCUGAAUCAUGCGUCAGUCAGUUGAUUCCUGUUCAUUUCUCCAAGCAACACAACAGGGAGGAAGAGUUUAUAAGGACUGGACAGCAAGUGAAGAGCGUCCUUGCGACGGAUUCGGUAAGAGCUGAACCGUUUUGCGCAGAGAUCGCUCAAAGCGUUGCGACGCAGCCCGAGUACACACUGGAACACCACAGGCGUAGUGUGGCAGGCUUAGCACCAGAGGAUGUUGAUAAGAAUGUAUUGGACCCCAACAUAAUCCAGCCAGAGAUGCAGAAACGUCUCGGACUCAGUAGCAAACAACUGGCGACACGAGACGCUGACCCUUUGCAGAUAUCCGGCUGCCGAACCCCUGUGUCUGAUGAGGCAGAGAGCGUGAGCAUGUUCGACAUGAGAUGUCCAGACGAGGGUGCUGUGAAUCAACCUCACAGUAAAGCUCGCCAUGAAAAGCUUCAGAUCGUUCAUCACCAGCUGAAGGAAGACGAGGAUCAGUGGCAAGAUGAUUUAGCCCGGUGGAAAACCCGUCGUAGGAGUGCUUCCCAGGACUUGCUGAAAAAAGAAGCCGAGAGGAAGAAGAUGGAGCAGCUACUCAUUGGAGGAGAGGGAAACAGUGAGAGAAGGAAGAGCAUCAAGACGUAUCGAGAGAUUGUGGAGGAGAAGGAGAAGCGUGAAAGGGAACUUCACGAAGCCUACAAGAACGCCAGCUCUCAGGAAGAGGCGUACAAUAUACUCCAACAUUACAUCGAGAGGUUCACCAUUAGCGAAGCCGUCCUUGAACGCCUGGAGAUGCCAAAGCUUUUGGAAAGAAGCCAUUCCGCAGAGCCAAAUUCGCCCUCCUCGUCCAAGGGCCCCAAUCCCCUCCAAUACUUACGGCAGCAGUCGCUCCCGGCCCCAAAAUUCACUUCCACGUUUGAAGCCACCAUCACCCCCACCAGCGGAUCAGAUGGCAACACGCCCACCGGCUCCCCCUCCUCAAGCAGAGCCCCGGGCUCCAUGGCUGUGCCACUGGUGACGCCCAAGCCUUACGCCCAGCCGAAAGACACCCAGGAGAUUUUGAGAAACUUCAAGGUCGAGGGGAAGAUCACGGUGAAUGGAGAAGUGAGCAACGGAGUGGAAGGAGAGCCAGACAAGGAGUGCUCAGCCCUUCUGUUUGAACCUUCCCCCAGCCUUUCAACCAAGUCUGACCACGUGGUCGAACGGCCUGGUGGAUCCAUGGAGGGAAGCGCAGAUCCCACCACUCCUGAACUCAAUCAGAAGCGCUUAAUCGAACACGGUGUACGCAGAGAGCAAGUUGACUCCUUGAUGGAAGAACCUGAAACAGCCAGCCAAAAAGAGAGAACUGAUUCGGAAGAAAUGUUUCUGGCUCCAGACCUCACCGAAUCCAGCACCAAGUUUUCCUGUGCCAACCUCAUGGUGGCCCACAUGGAACUAUCUUCCGUCCACAACCAUCCCAACGAAAUAGAGUCAAACCGUGGCCUGAAUUCGACUCGGGAGCCCAAAAUGCUCGAAAGAGGAGAACAGAACGGUACAGAAGCUUCGGCUAGCCAGAAGGUCCAGAUAGAAACUUUGGAGGCUCCGAAACAAGGUGAAGACCUACUUUUGUCUCUUCUGAAGAAGCUCCCUGAGACAAGCCAAGGGGUUUUGCAGGACGUUCCCCUACAAGAUCAAAAAGCUGCCACUGAGAACAGGGACAUACCAAAUCGUUCAGCUUGCUGGACGUGGGACCCGGAAGAAGAACGUAGGCGCCAGGAGCGGUGGCAGCAGGAUCAAGAACGCCUCCUUCAGGAAAGGUAUCAGAAAGAGCAGGAGAAGUUGAAAAAAGAGUGGGAAAAAGCACAGAAAGAAGUUGAAGAAGAGGAGCGCAAAUAUUAUGAAGAGGAACGCAAGAUCCUUGAAGAUACCGUGGUUCCGUUCAUGCUGACCUCAAGCUCUGCAGAGCCCUUGUCUACAUCAUCUUCCUUGACUGAUGGCAACAGGACGAUGAAUUUGAUCGAUCUAAGUUACUCGGAAGAGGAUAAUAAGCAAAGCAAAGAGGCAAAACUGGAGACAUUAUUCGGUGAACAAGAUGGGGCGUCCUUCUCAAAAUACAAGGAAUAUCAACCACGGGAGGAGAUUGUGAGCACGGUGAAUAAGGAAGAAUAUCUAGAAGGCCUGAAAUGGAGACAAGCAGAUCAGGUUCCUAGCUCGGAAGGCAGAUCACCCAACAAAAUGUCUUUGCCGUUAUGUCCAGAUGUGCAGUGGACCCAGCCACUAGCAGCAGCGCAGACUCCUUCUCCAUCAGACAUCAGACAGAAGGAUUCACCACUGGGGUAUAAUUUAGGCCUGCCGGUCAGUUCCCCAAAAGAAAUGAAGAGGGCAGCUUCCCAAGGCAACUCCGGAACGGGGCCAUCGUCCCCACGUUCUCCUACCGUUCAAAGCCAGCCGUCCAACAGAUCCAUCAGUGGGAAAAAGCUCUGCUCCAGCUGUGGACACCCUCUUGGAAAAGGCGCUGCCAUGAUUAUCGAAUCGCUUGGUCUUUAUUUCCAUAUUCAGUGCUUCAGGUGUGGAAUGUGUAAGGGACAACUAGGGGACGCAGCCACUGGAAUGGACGUCCGGAUCAAAAAUGGCUUCCUGACCUGCAGUGAUUGUUACAACAAAUCCAGAACUGCUGGUCAGCCAACCACUUUGUGACCUGGAUCUCAGUUCCGCGUAAGAUGUUCUCCAAGGAAGAACCUCAUCCUUGGUGUCAUGAGGCCGCUCAGCACAAAUUGCUUGUAAGAGCUCAAAUCCACGGACUCGGUAGCUCUGGGUCUCUCCUUCUUUAAGCUAGGUCAAAAGGCUCAAAGGCCUCUUUCCUCAUGCAAUACAUCCUUUGAUUUCCCGAGGUCACUUAACGUCACACGUAUGAAGCCGGCUGGCUGCACAGUCUCGCACUUUCCCCUCCCAGCGAAGCCGCUUCCCAAAUUAUCGGUCACGCUUGGUUUUCACAUCUGAUAUUUUGAAAGGAAUGAAGAGGCAAUAGAUAGGUCCCUUCCGUUUUAAUUUUCCUAGAAGCGGAGAAAUGGUUAAGUUAACGUAAACUUUUGUAGACGUUCUCUAACAUGCCAAUAUAUUUACUUUUGUGUUGGACGGGAGCAGGUUGAAAAUCAGCAUCGUAGAAAAUCAACUUUUCUGUUUAUAACUAAAGAGGUAGCCUUUUUUUAAUACAGGCACAUUUGAUAAAACACAUUGUAAUUCUGAAACCUUUGCCUUUGGUGGAGUGUUAGAGGUAUCUAGUUCACCUCUCAAUAAAUUAUUGCGCCUUCAGCCAUGCAGUCUUUGAAAAUUUAAAAA
Molecule: messenger RNA, 5690 nt
Organism: Crotalus tigris (Tiger rattlesnake)
Lineage: Eukaryota; Metazoa; Chordata; Lepidosauria; Squamata; Viperidae
Gene: LIMCH1
Product: LIM and calponin homology domains 1
Exons: 33
Coding region: 183-5048 (1621 amino acids)
Biological process (GO): positive regulation of stress fiber assembly; actomyosin structure organization; regulation of focal adhesion assembly
Cellular component (GO): stress fiber
Molecular function (GO): myosin II head/neck binding; actin binding
Source: RefSeq, a predicted model, not a curated record